Molecule: messenger RNA, 639 nt
Organism: Triticum turgidum subsp. durum (durum wheat)
Lineage: Eukaryota; Viridiplantae; Streptophyta; Magnoliopsida; Poales; Poaceae
Source: the annotation of a GenBank genome assembly
AUGGCAGGGAAACCCGGCAGCCUCAAGGGUGUCGCCCUCAUCAGCGGCGGUGGCGCCGACAGCGCUGUCGCCGGCGCCCUCCACUUCGUCCAAGACCCCUCCUCCGGGUAUACCGAGGUGAGGGGGAGGGUCUCGGGCCUCGCCCCGGGCCUCCACGGCUUCCACAUCCACGCCUUCGGCGACACCACCAACGGCUGCAACUCCACCGGACCCCAUUUCAAUCCUCAUAAUAAGUCCCAUGGAGCACCGGUUGAUGAUGAACGACAUGUGGGCGACCUGGGAAACAUACAAGCCAACAAGGAUGGUGUUGCAGAAAUCUUCAUAAAGGACUUGCAGAUUUCACUAAGGGGGCCUCAUUCCAUACUGGGAAGGGCAGUUGUCGUUCAUGCUGAUUCUGAUGACCUAGGAAAGGGUGGCCAUGAACUCAGCAAGUCAACAGGAAAUGCAGGAGCCAGAAUUGGAUGUGGUAAAUGGCAAACCCUUUAUUUGUUUUCAACACUGAGCAAAUGCACACACAAGGUAUCAUUGGAAUUCAGCCGGCUGUUUAACAAAAAAAAUACAAGAGCCGUUGGAGUCCAUGUUGGUAUUGCUGCGCGCAGACAAGGAAACAGUGAUAUCGUUGAAGAUCAUACAUUUUGA